Messenger RNA from Babesia bigemina, 960 nucleotides. Its product is annotated as GMP reductase, putative. Gene Ontology annotation, cellular component: GMP reductase complex; cytosol. The coding region runs from base 1 to 960 and encodes 319 amino acids. The record is from RefSeq and is a predicted model, not a curated record. Gene Ontology annotation, biological process: purine nucleotide metabolic process. Lineage: Eukaryota; Apicomplexa; Aconoidasida; Piroplasmida; Babesiidae. Gene Ontology annotation, molecular function: GMP reductase activity. The transcript has a single exon.
AUGGAGGUCUUCGACUUCGAGGACGUCAUGCUCGUCCCCCGCAGGGGUGUGCUGGAGAGCCGCGCCAUGGCCGACGUGUCCGCCCAGCUUGGGAAGCGCAGGUUCCGCAUCCCGCUCAUGGCUGCCAACAUGCCCGCGAUCAUCGACGAGAACAUCGCCAUCGAGCUGGCGAAGCGCGACUACUUCUACGUCAUGCACAGGUUCAACAUCGACACCGUGGAGUUCGCCCGCCGGAUGCGGGAGCUCGAGCUCUUCGUCUCCGUGUCCAUCGGCGUGCAGCCGGACUCGUACAAGGUGGUUGAGGAGCUGAAGGCGGCGAACCUGGUGCCCGAGUACCUCACCAUCGACGUGGCGCACGGGCACGUCGAGGCGAUGCGCAAGAUGAUCGCCUUCGUGCGCAGCAACUUCGGGAGCGAGACGUUCAUCAUCGCGGGCAACGUGGCCACUGCGCAGGGCGUGCGCGACCUCGAGAGCUGGGGCGCUGACGCCACGAAGGUGGGCCUUGGUCCCGGUUACGUCUGCAGCACCUCGACGCGCACCGGCUUCGGCACCCGCGGCUGGCAGCUGUCCGCCAUCCAAGAGUGCGCGCGCGCGGCUCGCAAGGUCAUCAUUGCCGACGGCGGGUGCCGCAUGAGCGGCGACAUCGUGAAGGCCAUCCACAUGGGCGCCGACUGGGUGAUGUCCGGCUACUUCUACACCGGGUUCGUGCAGACCCCCGGUGAGACCCAGGUGAAGGACGGCAUAAAGGUCAAGAGCUACUACGGCAACGCGUCGGCCGUGAACAAGCAGAGCGCCCACCGCGUGGAGGGCAUCGAGGUGUUCGUGCCGUGCGGCGGCUCGCUCUACGAGAAGAUGGUGGAGAUCGAGCAGGACCUGCAGUCCGCCGUGUCGUUCGCCGGCGGCGUCUGCAUCAACGACGUGCGCAACACCGAGCACGUCAUCAUCCCGAGGCGCAGGUAG